GCUGCGUGACCUCAGUGAAGGGAUCUUUCCUCAGGAUGAGGAAGAGGAGGUCUCCACAGAUGAAGAUGAUGAUAUGUUUGGCAGCAGAAAGAGGAUGAAGAGAUCAGCUCGUAAAGACACUGAUGAGGAAGAGGCGCCAGCAGGAAAGAAGAGGAAAGAGGAGCCAG
Molecule: messenger RNA, 167 nt
Organism: Austrofundulus limnaeus
Lineage: Eukaryota; Metazoa; Chordata; Actinopteri; Cyprinodontiformes; Rivulidae
Product: probable nucleolar protein 5-1
Source: RefSeq, a predicted model, not a curated record